AAAAGCUCCCCGAUCAACUCAGGACCGAGCCCUACAGCUGUUUGCAGUGUUUACGUUUUUUCAUAGAAAAGAUCGUCGUUUUCUUGUCGUCUUUACGUUUGAGAAACACAGACACAUGUGGUGUUCUAUCAUGUUUCAGCAAUUCAACACUUAACAUCUUUUACCGUUCACAUGAUUUAUACGGUGUCUCGAACAAAAUUUUAUGGUAUUUCAAAGUUCUACGUAAUUUUUAUGCAGCCGCCAGUUUUGAUGAUGACUUCUAUAAGAACUACAUCAUUUAAGUAUGGGAUACCUCUUUUAAAAAGUCAAUUUAAUGGAGCAGUUUGGCCAAAGCUUAAGAGAUUUAGAAACUUUACAAGAUAUGGAAGACCAUCGGAAAAGGCACCAAAAAUUUCUCCACUACAGGCUACUUCAAUUCUUCAAGCAAAUGAAAAAAUAUAUGAAGUAAUGAAGCCUGGUAGUGUCCUUAAGUCAAUAGAUUGGAAUCAGUUGGCCUCAAAUAAUCCUCUUGAAGAUAGUCUUGCAAUAGCAAAACUUUGUGAUAAUCGAAGUUAUCUACUUGGGGUAUUUGAUGGUCAUGGAGGCCCUGCAUGUGCAAGAGUCUUGGCCAAGCGCCUACUAUCUUACAUAGCAGCUUCUCUACCUUCACAACAUGUAUCUAGCUUGUUGCUUGAACAAAUGACACCUACUACUGAAUUCCGUCCGGAAAUUGAGUCCUUGUACGCACACGAAUUUAACCAAUAUCAUGCGUCUGUAAGUCAUCUGCGCGAUACCCUGUCCAACGACGAGUCUCAGUGUAGUAUGGAUAGUACAGAGCGUGCACUACUGACGGCAUUCGAGGCCAUGGAUCAACAAUUAAGUGAAGAGGCAUUAGCUUUUCUCCUCGGACCCGAAAUGAGCGAAAUUCUUCAACGUGUUCCACGCUGGGAUUGGAAACCAUGGUGGGCAGAUGCCUUUCCUAGUCGAGAUAAAGUUCUUCAGCUCAGCACGUUAUCAACAGCAAUGAGUGGUGCCGUUGCAACCGUUGCACAUAUUUCGUCAAACAACUUGGUUAUAGCAAACACAGGCGAUUGUCAGGCUGUACUGGGUUAUCUUAGUGAAGACGGAACUUGGGGAGCCCUUAAGCUCGGAAAAGAACACACUUCUGAAAAUCCGUCUGAAGUCGAACGGUUGUACAGUGAGCAUCCGCGCAGCGAGCGUGACACCGUGUUAAGAAUGGAUCGUCUGCUCGGCCAGUUAAUGCCCUUAAGAGCUUUUGGUGAUUUUCGCUUCAAGUGGCCUCGUCACGUUCUCGAAAAAUGGGUAAUCCCGGUUCUUGGCGAAUCAGCUUUACCACAAAACUAUAAAACACCGCCUUACUUGUCAGCCCGACCAGAAAUCAUCAAACACACACUUAGUCCCCGUGAUAAAUUUGUCGUCAUUGCGUCAGACGGUUUGUGGGAUCUGCUGUCUCCAACCCAAGUGGUGCGAUUGGUGGGAGAACAUAUGUCGGGUAGAGUAGCUCUGGGACCUCUUACUCUUCCGCCGGGAGAUGUGACUUUGGAAGAAAUAAACAAGAUGUUGCAGCAGCGGAGGGAAGGAUUAUCCAAGAGACCGUUGGAUACAAACGCAGCAACGCAUUUGAUUCGGCAUGCAUUAGCUUCGACAGAAACUGGAUUGGACCCAGAUCGCCUUUCCGAGCUCCUAUCCUUACCUGAUGACGUCGUCAGGCUUUUCAGAGAUGACAUCACUAUCGUUGUAUCCUAUUUCGAUACGGAUUACCUUUUGAAAUCUCUCCCUCAAAGCAAUCAGGAAUAGAGCGAUUGCUCGUAUAUAACGUACUUCUUGGGUGUUCUUCCUUAAUCUCUUAAUUAUUCACUGUAUCGAAAUUUUUAAUCAGACCCUAGUCAGUGAAUCCUUACUUAUUAUGUCGACAUCUGAUAUAAGGUCAUUUUGUUUAGAGUGUAAAUAAAAAUGAUAAAACGGUAAUAGAUCUGAAGACAAAUGA
Daphnia magna is the source of this 1987-nucleotide messenger RNA. RefSeq names its product pyruvate dehydrogenase [acetyl-transferring]-phosphatase 1, mitochondrial (gene Pdp). The record is from RefSeq and is a predicted model, not a curated record. Lineage: Eukaryota; Metazoa; Arthropoda; Branchiopoda; Diplostraca; Daphniidae. Gene Ontology annotation, biological process: protein dephosphorylation. The transcript is spliced from 8 exons. Bases 172 to 1797 code for a protein of 541 amino acids. Gene Ontology annotation, molecular function: cation binding; protein serine/threonine phosphatase activity.